GAUUUCUUUACAAUUGAGCUAAGAUGUAAAAGGUGCAUGUACAAGAAAUGGAAAAAGAGAGAGAAAACACCAUAGAGGAAUUCAAAUGAAUAACCAGCAUAUGUAGGGAUGAAGUUAGAAAAGCCAAAGCACAAGCGGAGCUCAAGUUUGCUAGAGUUGGUUAAAAACAAUAGCGAGGGCUUUUUUGGUGAUCUCCAUAGCAAGGACAUGCUAGGGCCACUGCAUGGAGAAGAUGGCAAAAUGCUCACAGGGGACAGAGAAAAGGCAAAACUACUCAGUACUUUCAUUGCCUCAGUUUUCUCCCAAAAGGAAACCAGUGUUCAACUUGAGCAAUAUAGAGCGGACAAGGCAGUAGGGGAAAUACUACUCAAAAUAGGUAAAGAAGUAGUCAAGGAAUACAUGGCUACUCUAAAUGAACUCAAGUCUCCAGGGUCAAAUGAACUCUAUCAAGGAGUUCUAAAAGAAAUGGAAGAAGUCUUUUCAGAACCAGUGGCAAUUAUCUUUGAUAAUUUAAGGAGAGCAGGAGAGGUUCCAGCAGAUUGGAAGAAGGCCAAUGUUGUCCCCAGAUACAAAAAGAGGGGUAAAGAGGACCCAAACACUGACCGCCCUAGAGCAGAUCGUUAAAGACACAAUCUCAAGGUAUUUAGAAAUGAAUGCCAUACUCAAUAAUAGUCAACAUGGGUUUCCUAAUAACAAGUCAUGUCAGACUAACGUUAUCUCUUUUUGAAGGAAAUAAUGUGGAUGGAACAUAUUGUAAUUCCAGUGAGGCCUUUUGUCAUAAAUACUUUUUAAGCAUCAAAAAAGUCAUUUUAUUCCACUUCUAGUGAGACAGAGUAUUAGGCACUUUACAGCAAAAGAAGGUAGACACACAGACUAUAUCACAGAAAUAUGAUACCGUAGAGUCUCACUUAUCCAACAGCAACAGGCCGGCAAAUCCCCCUUCAUCAUCACCACAACACUUGGUUUGAAAACAGCCCAUGUGUCCAGAGAAGGGUGUCUGACCAAAUGUCCUAUCCUAUAGAGCAGGCAUGGGCCAACUUUGGCCCUCCCCCAGGUAUUUUGGACUUCAACUCCUACAAUUCCUAAUAGAUUGUAGUUGAAGUCCAAAACACCUGGAAAGAGGACCAAAGCUGGCCCGUGCCUGACCUAAGGUAUAAUGACAGAAUGCUCAACACCUGCCAAGCCUGACCUGUACAUUAUAAUCAACCUGCACCAUGGUACCUGUGGCCCAGAAUGCUGUUACAGAUAGAAGUUUCUUGAUAGAACAAAUCUAAUUGUCGCACCUCAGGUUAGCUUCACCUUGCUAAAUACAUCAGGCUGUACACAGGUUGAAGUAUUUUGUAGUUUAUUAGGAAAUAGGAAAUAAAUAGUUCUUAAAAAGCAAAAGUAAAGUUCCAAAAGAUUGUUGCAAAACAAGGCUUAAAAGAAUAAUCCAAGAAAGAAAACAUAAAGCAUAAAACAAGGUUCCAUUAAUACAUGACAAAGUCCCAUGAACAUGAACACACAAGGCUGUAUAAGAUAAUCCAGGAAAGCAAGAGCUGGCUUCUUGACUUGAGCAAGAAGUUGCUUUGACAAAGGUUUCUCUCUCAGCACACCGUUUAAUACCCUUUGCAUAGCAUGAAAGCAUUUCUUUGGCCUCUGACCUCCCACUUGUUUGCUAUUCUAAACACUCCUGCGAAUCCUGAAUUCCAAACAACCAGCUCGAUCUAAAGAUUCUGUUUCAUCAAGGCCAGCCAGCUCGUUAGCAUUAGCGUCUGUCUGCAUGCUAUCAGACUGAGAGCUGUCCUCCCUUCUUAGGUCAAUUUGCACCUGGCUAGCUUCAGUAUCAUCAACACCAUUCCCUGCCCUGGGAAAGCCUCCCUGCUCCUCAUUAAGAACACCCAUGAAAUGCCAUAUAACACCAGUGCUGCAGCAUUUGUAUUGGCUUCCAACUGAUUACCGUGGUCUAUAUAAGAUGCUAGUUCUGAUCUUUAAAACUCUUUACGGCCAGGGCCCAUCGUACCUUAGAGACCGUCUCUCCUUCUCCCAUCAUCGGAGGUCGCAACGACCAUCCCAACGAGACUUACUUUAUGUACCGGGUCCUAGAGAAGUGCGCUUGGAAAGGACCAGGCGCAGAGCUUUUUCUAUUUCUGCCCCUGCCUUAUAGAAUGCCUUGCCGCCCCAUAUGAGAGCCAUGCGUGAGUUGGGGCCUUUUACCCUCGCACUCAAGACCUGGCUCUUUACUAGAGCUUUUAAUCUAUGUUAAUUUUAUCAAUAUUUGUACAUAUGUAUUUUUAUCCUUUACAAUUUUAUCUUGUAAAUCGCCUAGGGCAUCUUGGAUGGAGGGCGAUUAAUAAGUAAUUAAAUAAUGAUGAUGAUGAUGAUGAUGAUGAUGAUGAUGAUGAUGAUGAUGAUGAUGAUCUUCCACAGCAGGAACACUCUGAACCUGAAUCCCAUCAUUCCCAUCAGAGUCAUCUUGAACCUGAAUCCCAUCAUCUUGAACCUGAAUCCCAUAAUCCCCAUCAGAAUCACUCUGAGGCUCUAGCUGAGUCACAACACUAAUGUGGAAAGCUAGUUUGGAAACUUUUGGGGGGAGUGUAUGUGUAAUUGCAGUUGUCCAUUACUCCACUGGAGGGAGCAUUUGGCCAAGUCACAGAAGCUGAUGGUCCAGCUCUCAUCUCCAAAACAGCAGAAUACAAGCUGCCUCCUCAAAUAAACAUGGUCCUCAUAGUCCCUUUUUCCAGUCAUAUUUCCACCAUGCUAAACAGACCCAUCUCCCUCAUCCGCUCCUCACCUAAAGCCCCCAAGGCUGUUUCUAUAGCCCUCCCCUCUGUUUUGUUUGUUUAGGAGUUGAAAGUAAUUGUUUUCAGUCUGUUUCAGGUCAGAGAACAGCCCAAAUAUUUUGAACCAACUGCACUUAACCAGCUUUAGAAACGCCAACAACAGACCUGAUUGGAAGAGGAAAGAUCCCGAAAAGUGUUUCCAAAGCAACACUCUUCUGUCAGUGUACAAAAAAGGCAGAAAUAAAUAAAUCCAUGCAUAAUGUUGUUUGUUACCUGCUGCUCCUCAUGGCUCAAGGCAGGGCACAACAUAAUUAAAACGCAUCACCAUGAAACACAUAUGCUAAAAUGCAUAUAUUAAAACACAUUACUAUGAAAUGCAUAUCUUAAAAUACAAUUGUAAUAGAAACAACAAGGAAGUAGCCAUAAACAUCAUAUAGAAGAAAGCAGUUGGCUUGGGCAUAGAAAAUGUUAUGUUCCUAGCAAUUUUAAGAAAAGGUAAACAACAGGCACAAAGCAUUUGGAGCUGCGUUCUAACAUGUCUCCUUUUGUUCUGCUGCUGUGACAAAGGCUAUAACGCAGGAAAGAGCGUGACAUACAUAAUUUAGAUACAGUUUGUUGUUCAGUGCCUCCAAGUCAGCUCCAGCACACAGCAACCGUCUCGGUAAGGCUUGUUCAGGGAUGCUUUGCCACGAUCUUCUCAGGCUGAGAGAGUGUGUUUCCAGAACCAAGUGGCAAUUUGGACCCUGGUCUCCCAAAGCCUCCAUCCCACAUUCAGACCAUUGCUUCCGCCUGAAAGAGUGCUUGGGCAGCCAAAGGAGAGGGCAACAAGGUCUCCAAACUCCAAACACCGAUGACGUGUCUCCCGCCCCUUAUCUCCUUGACUAGCGUCUCCGAACCCGAGACCGCUGGGAACUUCCCCGGCUCUGAUCCAAGAUGUUUCUCUUUGCGCGCAAAACCAGGACGCCCAUCAGCACCUACACCGACUCCUACCGGCCCCCCAACACCCUGAAGAAGACCUUUGAGGACCCACCGCUGGCCCUAUGGAGCGAGAACAAGUUCCUCACACAGGGCUUGACCGUACCCAGAGUGGACCAUCCGAUUGACCAAAACCACCUGGACAAGCUGGUCAAGAGGGCAGUCCAGGAAUACGCCUACAUGAACCCCACAGAGGCCUCAGUUUACCGGCCGUACAAGUAUUGGGUGACCCGGGAAGAAGAGAAGUUCAACCCCGUCUUCACUGGAGACGACAGGUACGCAACGUGGCGAACCGGGCCGUACAACAGCGCGGGAUGGAACAGAUACACCACUUACCUUCCGCGGAUCCCCAAGGAGUCUGGGAUGGAGUCCAUACUCCGCGGGAUGCCCAUGCAGUACCCUCCCAAACCAGAGCGUCUCAACAAUUACGAGCGAGAAGUGGUGGUGAACAUGCUGAACAGCCUGUCCCGGAAGCAGCUCCCGUCCCUGCAGCACCACUACACCGUCCCGGGACGGAUGCCCUACCAAGGCUACUACAGCCCCUGCACCGGGCGCCACUACUGCUUGCGCGGCAUGGACUACUACGUGGACGGAGCCCCCAACAACGAGAGGCAGAUCAGCCAGCUAGUUGAGAAGAUUGUAAGGAAUUUCCCAUUUUGCGACCACCACCAAGAGAUGACACUCUGUGCACGCAUGCCCGCCCCGCAGCCAUCUUUCCCGUAUAUGAACCUUAGGUGGGACACGAGCCAUUUCAAGAGGGCCGGAGGGGCCCUGAGGGACACCUACGUCAUCCACCCCGAGUUCACGUCAGAGUCAUACCCGAUCCCCCAUUACUGGUAGCAAAGAGCCGAGACAGGCUGGCAUUAAAAUCGCCGCUGGUGACUUAUA
Molecule: messenger RNA, 4625 nt
Organism: Anolis carolinensis (green anole)
Lineage: Eukaryota; Metazoa; Chordata; Lepidosauria; Squamata; Anolidae
Gene: spmip6
Product: sperm microtubule inner protein 6
Exons: 8
Coding region: 3696-4577 (293 amino acids)
Cellular component (GO): manchette; perinuclear region of cytoplasm
Molecular function (GO): alpha-tubulin binding
Source: RefSeq, a predicted model, not a curated record